CACAUGCUUCACACCCGGAAGUAGAAAUUCGUCAUUGGUUCCAGUGUGAUUGCAUCUGUCAGUUUCUGUACUUCAUCUUCGUUGUGUUUCAAUCAUAUACUGCACCAAAAUGUCCGACACAAUGAUUAAAGUGUAUAUGACAUCAGUACCUAGUAACAACGCGGUAAGGAAAAAACAGCAGCAUAUCUUUGAUAUAUUAACAGCCAGAAAAGUUCUUUUCGAGCAAAUAGAUAUUACUGCACCUACUAAUGAAGAGGAGAAGAAAUUCAUGAGGGAGCAUGCAAAAUGUUCACCAAAUACAAAAGUGCCGUUACCUCCACAGAUUUUUUCUGGGGAAAAAUAUAUUGGGGAUUAUGAUCAGUUUUAUGAGGCAGUAGAGGAAGAUGAUAUUGAUGUUUUUCUCGGACUUGCAACAAAGACAGAGGUGUCCCAAGCACAAGUGGAAGUAACAGGGGAAGAGGAAGAAUCAGAAAACAAAAAGGAGGAUGAGGAAAAAUUGAAAGCUGAUGAAGGAGAGAAAGAAUCUGAAGAUAAGGACAAAACUAUAGAGGAAGUUGCUGAAGAGGACAAAAAGAAGGAAGAUGAAAAGACAGAUGAUGAAAAGAAAGCUGAUGAAAAAAAAGAUGAAACAGAUGCUAAAAAGGAAGAUGAGAAGAAAGAUGAUGAUAAGAAAUAUGAUGAUGAGAAAGAAGAGAAAAAAGAGGAAGAGAAAAAAGAUGAUAAAAAACUGGUUUUUAAGAUGAAGAAAGAUUACGAUGAAGAUGAAGAAGACGAUCCUUGGGGAGCUUUCGAAACUAAAGAUGAUGAAGAAUCUAAAGAUGAGACAAAAGAAGGAGAAUCAAAGACAGAGGACAAGGAAGAAGAUACUGAAAAGAAAGAGGAUAAGGAAACUGAAGGUAAAAAAGAGGAAGAAAAGGCAAAAGAGGAUUCUGAUAUUAAGAAACCUCUUGUAUUUAAAAGGAAAACAGAUUAUGAUGAAGAUGAAGAAGAGGAUCCAUGGGGAGCUUUUGAAUCAAAAGAAGAUGAAGUUAAGGAAGAAACUAAGGAAAAGAAAGAUGAAGAACCUAAGGCAGAUGAUAAAGAAGACAAAAAGGAUGAGAAAAAAGAAGAAAAGAAAGUAGAUGAAACCAAAGAAGAAAAGAAAACAGAAGAUGCUGAUGACAUUAAGAAACCACUUGUUUUCAAAAGGAAAAAGGAGUAUGAAGAUGUUGAGGAGGAAGAUCCAUGGGCUGCUUUCGAGUCUAAAGAAGAUGAAAAUAAAGAAGCUGAAAAUAAAGAAGAAACAAAGGAAGAGGAUGUUAAAGAAGAUGGCAAGGAGGACACUAAGGAAGAGAAGAAGGAAGAAGCAAAGGAAGACAAGGUAAAAGAAACAGUAUCAGCCAAAGAAGAGGUGAAAGAAGAACCAAAAGCUGAUGUAGUAAAAGAAGAAGAAAAAGAAGAGAAGAAAGAUGAGAAAAAAGAAGAUGAUGAUGAUUGGAGAAAGCCAUUGACUUUUAAGAAGAAAAGACAGGAGACAGAGGAAGAAGAUUUGUGGGGAAAUAUUGACAAUGAUGAAUCCACAGAAAAGAAAGAAGAAGACAGUUCUAAAGAAACGAAAGAAGAUGAUAAACCAGUAGAAGAAGAAACCAAAGAAGAACUAAAAAAGGAAGAGGUAAAAGAAGAGAAAAAGGAAGAUAAACCAAAAGAAAUAAUAACAGAAGAAAAGAAGGAAGAAACAAAAGCAGAAGAAAAAGUUGAAGAAACUAAAUCAGAGGAAAAAAUUGAGGAACCAAAAGUAGAGGAAAAGGUUGAGGAACCAAAAGAAGAAGAAAAGAAAGAAGAGGAAACCAAUGCAGAUGAUGGUGAUGAGGAAGAUUUCUGGGCAUCUUUGGGUAAAGAUUAAAUAAACAUGGUGCUGACAUGACAAUUUCACAAACAUUCAGAUGGCUUACCAUAGAUAUAUAAUAUAUAUACAAAGGAGCAACUACACCAAAUACAAGAUUCUUGUAUGACAAGGAACAUCCAACCUAAAACCUCUUAACCUCUUCACAGACUACAUACAGAUAGAAUGCAAUCAUUUGAUUGGCUAUUUUAAGUUAAAUAUAAAUACCAACCAAUCAUAGAAUGUGUUACAUUUUUUUUGUGUAACAAAAUAUUGGAUUGAAGAAGGUUUUUGAUUGGUCUGUCAACCAUUAUGAUCACAUUUUCUUCAGAUAUUUAAAGUAAUAUUUAAUGGGUCUAAAAAUGAUAUUAAUGUUCAUUUUUUGUAGCCAUUUAAUAAGUAAUUAAUAGAAUCAUGCAGACUUGAUUGCUAAAAAUCCUCCUGAUAUUAUAUAAUAACCAUCUUCAUUUUUACUUGGGGUUUUGCAUUGAACAAUUAUUAUUACAGUAAAAUCAAAUCUUUUUGUAUCCAUUUCACAUAGAUGCGUAAGAUAUGCUUGUAUUAUUUGUUAUGUUCACUAUUAGAUUAAUGCUCAUUAAAUUCAUGUAAAUUGUAUCUUCUAAAUAAGUGCCAUUAUUAUAUUUCGAUAUUUAGUUUCAUGUCUAUGAAUGUGGCCUAAUUAAAGGAAGAGAGCACUACACAAAUGAUUUGAAAGGAGAGAAAAAAUGUUAGAGCAGAAUUUUGUAAAAUUUGAUUGGUAUUUUAAACAUGCAAGAUGGGUUUGUUUGUUUUUUUCAAUCUACAAAACAAGUAACAUUGUUUACAAAUAAGUUUAAGAUUAGCAUUUUUGUUCAGAGGUAAAAAUUAAGUUAUGUAAAAACCUAUACUUGCAAGCUAAACUGUAAAAUUGUCCUUUUAUUGUGUUUUAUAGUUUUUAAUCACAAAAACCUUUGAUGUUGUUUACAUGCAAUUGAGACUGAAUUUUGAUGUUGAAUAUGCAUUAGUACAUACAGAUGGGGACAAAAAUAAAUGAGAUUCUCAAUGUUAUAUUUAGUAAAUGUAUGUUGCUCCAGCCAUGCAAUAGUAUUUUGUACUCAAUCUGUGAAUUUUUGUGUGUAUUUUUAUUACUUUUUUAUCACUCUAUAUAAUAUGUAUGAUGGAUUACCCAACAUGAUAAACUUACAUACAUGUAUUUAUAUCUACGCCAUGCAUUUAUGUAUAUAUAUGAUAUAUGGUAUUAUUAUAAUGAAAUGUAUAACCAUUAUUAUUAUUUUCGAGGUGAAAGAAUUUUGCUUUAGUACUUUGUUACAUUUCUUGAUAUAUGUUACGAGUGUAGGUAAAUAUUUUUGUUACAUUAUAAUGUCAGAUCUGUAAAUGAGCCGCGUCACGACAUAAUGCAUUUGCGCAGUCUGAUCAGGAUCCAUGCUGUUUGCUUACAAAUCCUAUAACAAGUAGUGAAAGUGAUAGCGAACAGCAUGGAUCCUGAUCAGACUGCGCGGCAGGCUGGUCUGGAUCCAUGCUGAUCGCAAAUGCAUUAUGUUGGUUUUGUCGUGACGUGGCUCAAAUGUUUUGCUAUUGUCGUGAAUGUCCCGACUGCUUAACCUUACCUGUGUUCUUCCCUGUUUGCACCUUAAAUAGUCUUCUCACCAAAACAAGGAGUUAGGAUAGAAUCAUUUGUUAUACACGUUACUUAAUGUCACAAGUAGAUAAAAAAAAUUUAGAAAAAUUUAGUUUUCCACUGAUUGUUAAAUCACAUAAAUUCACUUCCUCGCAAUGUUACUAGUCAGUGUGUAUUUUACUUGUCACAUAUUAAAAAACAACAGGUUUUUAAAAAAUAACCUAAAUAUUAAAAUAGUUUGAAUAAAUUUGUUCGGUAAAUUGAGUUGAAUGCAUAAUAAUUCAGUAUGCAGUGUUCUAGGGAUUUUUUUUUUCGACUCUAGAGAUAUUACUGGAUACAUUCUUUGCUGAUAAACAAGUAAUAGAACUGGAUCAGGACUGGUUUAUUUAUUUGGUUCUGGUUUAUUAACUUGGUUCUGUUUGGAUUUUUUAGGGUUUAAGAAAUUCGCAUUUCUGCAGAUUUUAAAAUAAAACACCAUUAUAGCAGCAUUAAUUUUAAAAGUUUGUUUUGUUAUGACUUGUUUAUGUAUACAUGUUGUUGUUGUUUUUUUCUAAUUUUUGGACAAAACUUUUUUUUUACUUCCAAUACAUCACAAUUUACACAGUGAUUAUUUGUUCAAAUCUGUUUAUGAAUUUUUUUUUGAUAAAAAUAUUAUAAAAGACGUUUACUUACAAUUCACCAUAGAAAUUUUAGAGUGCAUGAAAUAUCAUAUAAGGAAAGGGAAAUAACUUGCCUAAUAUUCAAAUUUUUUCCAGACUGGGUCCAAGGUUAUAAAGAAAUUCUCUGAGCUCAUACUUUGGUCUCAAGAAUUUGAUUGGUCAGAAACUGCCACAAAAUGUUAAUUGACCAAUGAAAAUCCUUUGAUUUGAGACAGAAUUCAGAAAAAAACUUUUAAAACCUCCAGGUCUGGAAAAUUUGAGUCUGGAAAAAAAAGCCAAAAACCAGAUCAAUAUCUGGUCUGAACAUGUGAUAGAAAUCAUAGAAUCAGCCAAAUCUGGUGCUUAAGUAUUUGAGAAUGGUCUUCUAUUUCAAGUUUUAUCAUUCUUAACCUUUAUUUAUCAUACCUUCUUUUGAACCUUGCAACUUACAUCAAGUCAUGUUUUACUUUGCUACAAUCACAGAUUUAAGAAUAGUUCUGAAAUGAAUUUGUUAUAUAAACUGUUCUCUUUGUGUGAUCAAAUAACAGAAAAUACAACUGUAUUUGUUAGUUUGUGCAAUAUAACCUCAUUAUUAACUUCAGAUAUAAAUUAAUGUUUCAUGGUUCUCUAUGUGAAAGUUGUAUCUUUUAAUACCAGCAAAUAUCAUUCAAACUUAGUAAAAAUUUGAAAAUGCCCAUCUUUGCAAACAGUAAUGUCUUUCAACAACGAUAUUUAAAUGAAAUAAAGAUACAUCUUACAGUAAUGCUUUUCUCCUGAAAACACUCUCAGAUCAUUGUGUUAAACAGUUAUAUAAAAAGCACUCACUUUUAUAGCUCAUCAUUACUGUUGGCAAAUGCUUGCCAUUAUAUUACAUGAAGAUAAUGGCAAAUUAAGAUAUAGUUUACAAUAUAGGGAACUAAGGUAACGUUGAACUGUGCUUGCCAUUACAAUGUUGUCUAAUCAGCAGCUAUAUGGACUGCCUUACAUUACUAGUUUUCUAAUUUCUCUCGGCAAUAUGUACAGUAUAUCCCAUCAUUCCAUACCAUUAAUUUGUAUUUACUCUCAAAUAAAAUGUGAUAAAUUG
Ruditapes philippinarum (Manila clam) is the source of this 5201-nucleotide messenger RNA. Its product is annotated as DNA ligase 1-like. The coding region runs from base 110 to 1882 and encodes 590 amino acids. The record is from RefSeq and is a predicted model, not a curated record. The transcript is spliced from 7 exons. Gene Ontology annotation, cellular component: cytoplasm. Lineage: Eukaryota; Metazoa; Mollusca; Bivalvia; Venerida; Veneridae.